UGUUGAAGCGUCGCUGCGUCUUUACCGCGAUAUUUCGUCUUUGAAAGCUCGAUGUUGAGGAGUCGCCAGCCUCAGCUACACUCUGCUAACUCGUUUGUUUUCAGACUUUACGCCGCCCUGACGCUUUUAUUCGUCCUCUGAGCGGCUCGGCUCGGCUCGGCUCGGUUCGGUUCGGUGAGUGUCGGAGAGGAAACACACGUCUCGCAGCUUAUCCGCCUCCAGCUGUCGGGCGCCCGCUUACUGGGAAGUUGUCCCUGGUUGAAUUAGCAGGCUUUGUAGCACGAAAUAGGUCACACAGCUUCGUGCCGACGCCUGGUGUCUUUUCUCUCCCGCCACCUCAUCCAGCGGGACGGUAACGAUGGUUUUACUGAAGAAUCUCCAUCCACCCACCGAGGGAGUACGACAUGAGCAAGCCGAGACCACGGCGGUGAUGGACGGCCAGAGGCUGGGCUGCGGCACGCUGUACGUCGCUGAAACGCGCCUGUCGUGGUUCGAUGGUUCAGGGAUGGGCUUCUCUCUGGAGUAUCCCACCAUCGGUCUGCACGCCAUCUCCAGAGAUGUUAGUGCUUACCCACAGGAACACCUGUACGUCAUGGUCAACGGCAAACUUAGCGAUGAGAACGAGGCAGAAAUGGCAGAGAAAGCAGCUGACGAUGAAGAUGACGACGACGGCGGCAGCAGCAGCGGUGGUGGCGAUGAUGAUGGGGAAGGAGUGAUCACAGAGAUUCGAUUUGUGCCCAGCAACAAGGCGGCGUUGGAGUCCAUGUUCUCAGCAAUGUGCGAGUGCCAGGCGCUGCACCCGGACCCAGAGGACGACGACUCCGACAACGACUUCGAAGGAGAGGAGUAUGACGUGGAGGAGGCUGAGGCAGAGCACGGUCACGCCGACAUCCCUACCUUCUACACCUGCGAUGAGGGUCUGUCGGCGCUCACGCACGAGGGCCAAGCGACACUGGAGAGGCUGGAGGGGAUGUUAGCCCAGAGCGUCGCUCAGCAGUACCACAUGGCCGGUGUCCGGACCGAGGAAAGCAAAGCUGAAUUUGAAGAUGGUAUGGAGGUGGAUGCAGCAGCGAUGGAGGCCGGUCAGUUUGAGGAUGCAGACGUUGAACACUGAUGAAAGUCAUCUCAGUGGCCAAUCAAAGCACCAGAGUUGCAUCAUGGGAUUGGAGGAGGAGGACUGCGGCAGCACUUACUCAUACUCUCUUCCUUCUCCUCUGUACUUAAAGUCAUCUCAGUAGUCUUCUCUAUCUUUCUUCAUCUUCUCAUUAUUUUCCGUUGCAUUGGAGCUCACAUGUAUUGUCCUCCACCUCUGUCUCUACUGAUGUGUCCAGGUCAAAUGGACAGUGUGUGCUGUUCUGCACUUUUGUGAUGGAGCCCAGUCAGCUACAGGAGGCUAUUGAGAUGCAGCCCCCAAAUUCCCAGACCCUGUUAUUAACUGUAAAAAAAAAAAAAAAAAAAAAAAAAAGUUUUCUGUUUUGUACCUAAAGACAAGUUUAAUAUCUGAUUUUCCUGCUGAGGAGAGUUCAUGUCUUUGUAUCAGAUUGUCAAUAAAUUCAUAGUUUUUGUAUGAA
Molecule: messenger RNA, 1571 nt
Organism: Toxotes jaculatrix (banded archerfish)
Lineage: Eukaryota; Metazoa; Chordata; Actinopteri; Toxotidae
Gene: clns1a
Product: chloride channel, nucleotide-sensitive, 1A
Exons: 8
Coding region: 359-1114 (251 amino acids)
Biological process (GO): spliceosomal snRNP assembly; mRNA cis splicing, via spliceosome; chloride transport
Cellular component (GO): plasma membrane; spliceosomal complex; pICln-Sm protein complex
Source: RefSeq, a predicted model, not a curated record